AUGAUACCCCAUUGCUACCGGUCUGUCGCUGCUGCGCUGCUAUUACUGUCUCACAGUAUCAGCACAUCCUUUGCUUUUAAGUUCACUCCUACUGGUCAGACUGUUCAGUUGGACGGAGCAUCCUAUUAUAUCCCUCCUGAUGUCAUAACAACAAUCAGCAUCUCGAAGCCACUGAGAAAGGCUUUGGACAGCGCUGGCGGACUACUUCCCUUUACUGUUGUUCAAGCCUCCUCGCUUGGAUAUGGCGAACAGGACUUUAGCCACGACAUUGCUUCUUAUAUUUCUACAGAUGACGUCUUCAGCAAAGGAUUCUUGGAAGCAGUCUAUGUGCAAUAUUCGAAUGGAUCAGGCCGCAGGUAUCCAGGAUUCUCGGCACCAAAAUUGUCUGGAAACAACAGUGUGAACGUCGUGUCUACUGGAUUUGCCUCUAACACCUCGUUCAUCCCCGUUGGCCCCUACUUUGUGACUUCUACUGGUGCUGUUCACGAAGCAUGGAGACUAUUCAGCGAUGUUCAGGGCGCGUUCUUGGAAACCACGAUCGCCAACAAAGACGGAACCUUUUCCGUGUUGCCUGCCAACGUUGAAGGCCAGUCUCUGGCGAUUGCGGUGCCCUCUCGCCUAUAUUUCACCAAGACCGAUGCAAAACCACUUGCAGGUGUCCGUCUGGGCGUUAAGGAUAUCUAUGAUAUCGCUGGUUUGAGAACGUCCAACGGCAACAGAGCAUGGUACCACUUCUACCCACCAGCAAAUAAAACAGCCCUCAGUGUCCAGCGCCUCAUUGAUGCUGGUGCUGUAAUCGUCGGUAAGAUGAAGACCUCACAAUUUGCAAACGGAGAGGUUGCGACUGCAGAUUGGGUCGAUUAUCACGAGCCUUUCAACCCUCGUGGUGAUGGCUAUCAAGACACCUCGUCGUCUUCCAGCGGACCUGGUGCAGGUGCUGCUGCAUACGACUGGUUGGAUCUGACAUUGGGCUCGGACACCGGCGGUAGCAUCAGAAACCCUUCUCAAGUGCAAGGGCUUUUCGGUAAUAGACCUUCUUGGGGAAUGGUUUCUCUCGAAGGAGUCAUGCCUAUGGCUCCUCAGCUCGAUACUGCUGGCUUCUUGACCAGACAUCCUGAUAUCUGGAUCGCUGCUUCAGAAGUGCUGUAUGGUGAUAAUGUUACUCUUUCACACACCUAUCCUUCAAAAAUCCAGACGAUAGGCUGGCCUACAACCAAUAAUUCGGAAGCAAACGGCUUGCUUCUUUCAUUCUUGGACAAGAUCACCACUCAUCUCAAUGCCACCACCACAAGUCUCAAUUUGACUCAGCAAUGGAUGGAGAUGAAUCCCGCGAACGUGACAUCCUCACUAGUCGACCUAAUGAACCUCACCUACCCGAUCCUCAUCGGUCAACAAACAACUUCAGUUCGCGACCCCUUCUACGCCGACUACUCAGCCGCAAACUCAGGGCGUCUCCCCUUCGUGAACCCCGUACCACUAGCGCGCUGGGGUUGGGCCGCUUCUUUCCCUCCAUCCACCAUCGACGACGCAAUAACCAACAAGACAACCUUUGGCAACUGGAUCGAAGACAAUGUGUUCGUCACUGACGAGAAGACCUGCAGCGAUAGCCUAGGCCUCUACGUGGGCAACUCGGGAACCACAAAUUACAGAAACGCCUAUCGUAGCCCACCAGGCAUCCCCACUGGUUUCUCCACCAGCAGAAUUUCCAUCUUCUCUGGCGUGCCUGAUUUUGUAUUGCCUAUUGGACAGGCUUCGUAUAAGUCGAACAUCACACAACAAAUUGAGUAUCUGCCAGUCAGUGUCGAUAUUUUGGCGGCAAAGGGUUGUGAUGGCAUGAUCUUUGGUCUUGUCCAAGAUUUUAUUAAGGCUGGGAUAAUAAACGCGACGAAGGCUGGAUAUAGCGGUGUCACCGGCGAAAAGAUUCUUUUCUAG
Molecule: messenger RNA, 1932 nt
Organism: Aureobasidium vineae
Lineage: Eukaryota; Fungi; Ascomycota; Dothideomycetes; Dothideales; Saccotheciaceae
Source: the annotation of a GenBank genome assembly